AUGGUGAAAGCUAAGCUCGCCGAGGCAGGGCUGCUUAGUUUGGGGAAAAAUAUUUUUGCCACUCCAGCAUACUCACUGAAUCAGCACCCUGCACACUGGGCCCUGCCGUCUCAGACGUUGGACGGCAUGGCGAACGGUGAUAGGCGAUCAAAUCUCAGGUUCCUCAGGACGUCUUUGAUUCUAAACCAAGGCGACACACGCACGACUCGCCAUGGAGACUGUCUCAAACUGCGUACUUACAACGCGAGAAUAGUGUCCACAGAGGCUGACCUGCAUGCACUUCACGAACCUGUAGAGCGUAUAAAAUUUCACGUGAUUGCUUUGAUUGAUUUGCAGACACAGUGCAAAAUGAGCAACGUACGACAGAUGAAUGACGGUACACUCACUCAAUUUGAAGCUGUCGCUUGA
Messenger RNA from Necator americanus (New World hookworm), 408 nucleotides. RefSeq lists its product as uncharacterized. NCBI's taxonomy places the organism in Eukaryota, Metazoa, Nematoda, Chromadorea, Rhabditida, Ancylostomatidae. Bases 1 to 408 code for a protein of 135 amino acids. The transcript has a single exon. The record is from RefSeq and is a predicted model, not a curated record.